Molecule: messenger RNA, 3267 nt
Organism: Parathielavia appendiculata
Lineage: Eukaryota; Fungi; Ascomycota; Sordariomycetes; Sordariales; Chaetomiaceae
Exons: 2
Coding region: 1-3267 (1088 amino acids)
Source: RefSeq, a predicted model, not a curated record
AUGGGCAACGCCCAGUCGGCUGACACGUCCGGGAGAACAUCCCAGAGGCUGUCAAAGCCGAACACGGGCAAUCAUGCGACAGCCGGCCUGUUAAGCCCGGGCUUCUCCUCAAAUAGCUCGCGGCGCCUCUCCAACGCCCCAUUGCCUAAUCCUCCACCCUUGUUGACAGUUGCUUCGGGCCCCACGACCUCGUCUGCCGUUGGAGUGUCUGGUGGCCGCGGCCGACGAGUCGACAGCGUCACCUCGCUCCACUCGGUCCCGGGCUCGCAAAGAGAGUCGAAAAGAAGGAGCUUGUUUCGCUCGAGGUCAUCCAGACGUGGUGAACCUGAUCACCAGAGCCAGGGCAGCGGCCAAGCUUCGCGCAUGAUGGACACGAUGGCCGAGGACAGUGGUGUGAUGUAUGAGUCCGCAGUUGCGUGUCAUGGGCUAUCAGGUUCUGAAAGUCGACUCUUUGAGUCCAGAUCUCGUCGCACCUCGUGGAACUACAACCUCACCUCGUACGAGGCAAAGCGCUUGCUGAAUCUAAACGAGUCACCGCAGCUCGAGCACGCAGCGACCAUGUCCGAGAAUAGAACCACUGCCAUCACAGAGACCACGUGGAGGACAAACCCGGCGCAGCCGCCCAGUGCUCCCAUCACCCGUGCGAGCUCUGAUGUCUCGCUGUACAUGCCUGUUCGGCGACGGUCCAUCAUACAAACCCCCGGCGUCGCUACCCGGUCGAGUUCGACUCGCGAGCUUCCGCCAUUGCCUCAGCCGAGUUUCCGUCUGAGCCAUCCGCCGACACCGAGUUUGUCCCGGCAACAGUCAGUCGAAUCGUACAGGAGCGGUGUCAUGUCAAUGCCAGCCCGUGUGCUGGACCUAGAAUCCGCGGAACGAGUGAUGACGCCCUGCGAAGACAAAUACCUUUCGACUGGUGCUUUCAAGCUCGGAUCGCUGCGCAUCACCAACGGCUCACCCUGUCUACUGACUCCUGAGUUCGAGAGGACUCGUGGGAACGAGUGCGUAAACCCAGACCUUGCUACUGCGCGACACGACUACUUCUCAAACGCACAGGUCCCCGAGACCUGUAUCACGACUGUUCCUAUUACUCGAAGCCCUGUACAGGCGCCCGAACCACUUCGAGGCGUCUGCCCACGCCUCCCACCAUCAUCAAGUGAAAUUCAGCCCACAAGUCCAAUGCUACAAACGACCUCCAAGGCUACCGCAGUGGAAGAUCAGCUGUUUGAUGAUGAGGCACACCCGGAGUACUCUCUGAUGGAGGUCUUGGACAUUCGCUUAGACCCGAACGCGAAGCCACUUGCGAAAAUCGGACGUGACAGGGGAGCCAGCGUCACCAGGACGGAUAGCGGUUUUGCAUCCACAGCGAGCCCAUCCACUGAGGCUUCUCACAAGCCACUGGCCAAAGCUGAUUCCGGAUAUAGCUCGAAUGUGUCCCUACGCUCAUUCCACGCCAAGUCCCAUGUUGUCGACAAUCAGCUCGCGGCCUCCUCGGAGGGUCAGCUAACCCACUCACCGAGCUCCAGGGAUGCGCCAGUUGCCUCUGAAGGGGAGAGAGUCUCGAGUCAGAUUGCAGUAUGGACUCCGUCAGCGUCUGAGAAGGACUCCCCACCACCACCGGUGCCACCAAAAGAUUCUGCUCGACAGUCUUUGGACUCCCAAUCGAACCUGAACGGGAAUGCGCGGAAUAUUAUGCCCCCUUUGCUAGACGAUGGCAAAACAAACACGGCCAGGCGAACAAUGCACCAGUUCAAGCCCCUUGUCACCCUUCCGUCUGGACACAGACGGACAGCGCAGCCCGAGUCGGAGGUGCACAGCCCAGUGAGCGUUCGAUCAUCGAGAUCUGAUCAUUCAGGAUCCGCAUCAAGCACCAGCUGGGUUCCACAAAAGCCUGGCAGGCUGCAGCGGCUCUUAAGCGGAGUUCGCCGCCCAGCCCCUGAGCCUCUCAUGGUCCCAACGGCGCAUGCUGUUGAACGGGAUAGUGUUCCCCCUGUCUCCCCAGAGGCCGAGCACAAACUUGCUGUGCAUGCUGCUGGCCGGUUUCCCUCAACGGCAAGGAGAUUGGCAUUGAAAUCGCGGUCUAGUUUGGAUACGCUGAAGACGAUAUUCAGCGUGGGAAGUAUUGAGGCCAGCCUCGAGGCGGUGAACUCCAUGCAGACGGCGCCCACCGUUCCAGACGCUGAGGGCAAAGAACGUAGUUUGAAACAGACUCUACACUCUGUUCCAGCAUCCAUAGCGAACGCUGCUGCACAUGUCAUCCCGAAGAAGACGAUAAUCCGGAAACCGAUGCCACUCCGCCAGGAAUUCAGCAACAGCCAUGAACAUGGUAGAAGGACAAUGAUUCUCACACUUGUCGGGGAGAGAGGAUUAACACCGCGGCGGUGUGCGUCAGAACAUCACUUGACUCACUCAACGGCCGAUCUUCCCUCUCCGGUCCUCCCCAGUCCGGUCGCCAAGGCACUUUCUGCUGACAGCGACAAGAGGAGCUCUGAAACUGCCAGCACACUCCGAAGGCCACUGUCACUUCGUGUUCCACCGCCGCUGCGGCCACAGUCCUCGACUACUCUCAGUCGCAGAGCCAGCCGCCAGAGUAUCCAGAGCUACCCAGCUAUGCAAUCACUUGGAAGCGGAACCAGCAUGGACAGUAUUUGCAGCUACUCCUCAGGGCAACCGGGCGCAGGAGGCGCCACCGUGGGCUCAAGGUCGAACAGCGGAAGUUUCAUGGACCCGCGGCGACUUCAGUCAUUCCGGCAAUAUCAGAGCCCUCACUCUUCACCGUACAAUUUCCCCGACUGGGAAGUGCAAACCGACAACGGCAUGAUCCGCCAGCAUUCGCACGCAUUUCCAGUCCGCGACGGUCGGCGCAACUCGAUCUCCUCGGUCCAGAGCGAAGGGGUUUACCAUUCAGCCAGUACCCAGACAUGGCCACAGCGGUCCCUGCGGCACCGGGCGAGUUAUGACGGCUACAGCUACCACCAGCGAUUUCCCCAGUACGAGUAUCCCCCGUCCAUGUCCAGCGGUUACACCGCUCCAGUCAAGCCUGCACAUGAUCCGCGCAGCAGGGAGCAGCUCAGCGCCGCGGCUGCCUGGAACUGGAGCCAGACCGAUGCGGCCGCAGGGCAGUGGUACCAGGGCGGCCAACACCCGGCGUACGUCCACCGCGGCCACUACCGGCACCGCAGCAUGAGCGGGCAGGGUUCGAACCCGCCGUACCGCGUGCUGCACAGCUACAACUCGCCUGCGUACCGGAACGCGCCCAUCUGGGGUUGA